UUUAUAAUAAGAGAGUGCCCGAGCCCCACGCAUAGAAAAGAGAGACAUAUCACUAUAUUAGUAGUUUGAGUUCUCUCUCCUACAAAAUCAUUUCAUUUUCUCUCAAGAAUUUUAGGAAGAUGGAUCUUCAAAGAAGCCUCCUCCUCAAUUUCACCUAUUUCCACCAAGAUAAGAGCAUGGAUGAGCUGCGGCAGUCGCUGCUGCUAACAAUGGAGCUUGAAGACACGCGCCUCCAAGCGCAGGAGGAGCUGAAGGCCCGAGACCAGGAAAUCGCCCACCUCAAGGGCCUGCUCGCCGCCGCCAUCAGAGACCGCGACGAGGCUCAGGAGAAAUGCCAGAAGCUGAUGCUCCUCACGCCGCAUUCCAGCAUCGACGACGACCACCGCGCCUUCUCCUCCUCCGACUGCGACGAGAGCAUUGUCUCGUCGCCGCCGGAGCAGGAGCUCGCCGUGCUCGUCGACCGCCCGCUGCCGGAGAAGGGCAAGCUCCUGCAGGCGGUGAUGAAGGCGGGGCCGCUGCUGCAGACGCUCCUCCUCGCCGGCCCCCUGCCGCAGUGGCGCCACCCCCCGCCGCCGCUCGACACCUACCAAAUCCCGCCGCCGCCCCUGCCGGCGCUCAACCAGGACGGGAACUGCGGCGCCGUCAACCGGAAGAGAGGGGCGCCGGAGAUGUCGCAUUCCGACCUCAAGUACCAGAGAAUUGUGCUGCAAUGACAAAACCCUAGAAUUGGAAUUUGCCGAUUUCUGUGAUUUUCUUGGAUUGCUCAAGAUGAGGAAAGGUGGGAAAUGCAGGUGAAAAUUAGACAAAUUUUUGUACAGUAGUUUGGUGGAUGGUUAGAGCGUCGUUUUCUCUGACAUGAUUGUUCUGUUCUUACUCUUUUUAUUUUUCUCCAAAAACCAUAUGGAUUUUUCAUCAUAUAAUGUAACAUGCAUUCUCCAACGGUUUUUUAUUUACUAUCUCACCAACUCUUUGUCA
Salvia miltiorrhiza (redroot sage) is the source of this 975-nucleotide messenger RNA. RefSeq lists its product as uncharacterized. The coding region runs from base 120 to 713 and encodes 197 amino acids. The record is from RefSeq and is a predicted model, not a curated record. NCBI's taxonomy places the organism in Eukaryota, Viridiplantae, Streptophyta, Magnoliopsida, Lamiales, Lamiaceae. The transcript has 2 exons.